Messenger RNA from Cladocopium goreaui, 2403 nucleotides. The record is from the annotation of a GenBank genome assembly. Lineage: Eukaryota; Dinophyceae; Suessiales; Symbiodiniaceae.
AUGGUGAAUCCUUUGGCUUCGCAUGGCUUGUUGCUAGUGCUGCUAGUGGCAGUGGCAGGGGCCGUUGCGUCUGCCAUAACAUCUCCCAUUCAUGUGUUGAACGACCCAGCGAUAGUUGAUGCCGAUGAAGAGGGAAUCCACCUUGUGACAGAGAUCCGCAAAUUCGCAGAAUCUGUCACUGUGCUGGAUUCAACCUCGGAGUUGAGUGCAUUGCUGGGGAGUGACACACUGACGAGCGGUCAGUUAGUUAUUCCUGAGCAAGAAGCAGGGUCCUUGUCAAGUGCUUUGGGCAGUCAAUCUACGUUUCAGUUGGGUCAAGAUAUUCAAGGAGGACUUCAUCUUAUUGUGCAUGACGACAUUGGCCUGAUCACGCAAAUUACUGGAUGGUCUUUGUUGGUGGAUUCGUGUGGUAGUUCUGCUUCUCAAAACUUGUCAGGAGGUGGAUUUGGUCAAGGACCUAGCAGCUUGCCAUAUGUGAGUGCUGUCCAGUGUGUUCAAAGAAGCUCUCUACCCGACUCAGUGGAUGGGGUCUAUGCCUCCACGUAUGCUUGGGCUUGGACUACUCCAUAUGGUAGUGGUCGCAUCACGUACAUGGGAGCUGACUAUUUUAACGUGAAACCUGAAUGGCCAGAGCUACUAGAAAGGGAAGGCUUGAUGGGCCCAUCCCUGGAUGCUUUCCAAGCCAAGGUCCAAGCCGAGAUGAAAAGAAGAAAGGCGGAGGAGAACGAAGAAAGCAGCUCACAGUCUGUAGAUGAAGGGAAUGAAGAGAGGCAGUCUGAUAGCAAGGAGAAAGAUUCAGCGAGCACCCCUGAGAAAUCAAAGGGAGGCUGUGCAGGAGAAGCACAUGGAGCAGGGGAGGCUGCCACCCAGACUGAUUCCAAAGAUGUUGCUGCUUUGGCACGUGCUGGGCCAUGCGCAGGAUUUGAAGAGUUGAAGACGAUUGGUGCAGCCAAGUCCAGAAGGACUUCGAAAGUGGCAUCACAUCCAUUGGCAUCGAAGCCGUUCAUUCUCACCAAAGCGGAUGCUGUCUAUGGGGAUGAGCUAGUGACAAAGCGUUUGAAGGAGUUCGCAUCCCUGACUUUGCAGGGGGCCACCGCGUGCACCAUGAAUUUGGCAAGGAAUGGAGCCAAAAAAGGAGGGCUGACAGAAGAUCAACUCAAAGCGCUCGAGGAAGAACGGAAAGAAGAGGCUGCCGCUGCAGUGGCCGAGGCAGAAACUGCUGAAAAUGACGCUGUGAAGGCUGCAUUGAAAGUGCUCAACAAUACGUCACAACAGCCUGGUCUUUUAGGCGAAGUCUCCAUUGAGACUGAUGCGGGGCAAGUAAGAGUUGCGGCACUUUCAAUGGAAUCCCUCGCAGAUGCUGAGGGCCCGGCAGAAAUCAGUGCUGGUUCAGAAACAGGUGUUUCCGCGGAGGUCAGCAUGGAACUUCUAGGAGAAGUUGCAAGCGCAGCAGGAGCAGGAGACGGCAUGAUCUUGCUCAGUAUGUCCGGUCUGACCGAAGAUGCCGCAUCCAGCCUUGCGACAGAUGACGUUCGCGCGGUGGGUGCCAGGCGCCUGGCGUCGGCGCUGCGGUCCCAACCGAUCAGCAUACAUUUUCGGACCGCAGAUGGAACAAAGAUUAACGUGCAGAAUCUGACCACUCCAAUGAAGAUUCGGCUCAAAACUGAUGAUCCUAAUGCGACUUGUGCCUUUUGGGACAAGUCUGCUGCGCAGUGGUCAUCUGAAGGGGUGCAGACGCUCUCCUCCAAGGAGCCUGGAUUCAUUCACUGCAGCACCACCCACCUCUCCAUUUUUGCUGGCAUCAUUGAGGUGGCUGUGCGGAGCGUGUUGCUUAGGCUGGAGUGCAGUACCUUGGGUCUUCUCCUCCAACUAGAGGCUCUUGAGAAGCUCCUGGAUGGGGAAUGGCUUGGACGUCCUGCUACAUGGGUGGCGGCGCUGAUGGUCGUAGUGUUUGGAAUUCUGCUGGUGCUUGCACGGCGCCUUGAUCAAUAUCAUUUGAGAAAGCUUCCGUUGAAUCAGAGGGAGCUCUUGCUCCUGCGCCUGCGCUUGGAUGGUGGUGACGCUGAAGGACUCGCAGGAUGUGCCGCCUUUUGUGCUGUCAUUGACGCUGUCUUUCACUUCUUUGGGUGGUUGAGAGGCACGGCCUAUAUGAUGCUGCAAAGGAUUUAUGAACGCAGAUUCGACUUGCUUUUCAUCGCUGCUGUACACAGCCUGAGAAAUUUGCUCGCAAAAUACGUUGUCCAUCGGUCCAUUGGACUGCUGCAAGUCUACAGGAGUUCGACUGCUCCAGGCACAGCUCGUGUCCUCCAAAGCGCCUUUGGUGCGGUGGCGCCAGAGAAUCCGGAAGUUGAGAAUGGUGGGAGCAGGACCUUUAAGAGCUUCUUCAGUUUGAGUCAGGUUGCG